CUAGCGUCUUGUAAGGCACUAGUCUGGGCGAAGUGUGAGCGCGCUCCGUAAAGCACAGCUGCUGUUGCAACCUGCAAGCUGUACAGCGCUCAGCAAUUCGCACAAAUACGUAUCACCAGGACUAAGUGAAAAACGCUGUCGCUGCAGCCCUCGUAGAGCUUGAGCGCUGCACUGCACACGACUGCACUGCAAAAACGCCAUCGCAGCGAUGCCCCUCGGCGGCAAGGCCCUCAAACGGCGAGAACAGGCGAAAGACGCCAAGAACGGAGUUGUGCGCGACGAGCUCGCGCUACGGAAGGCCGCAAACGCGAAGGCCGACGUCCACUGCACGGUCUGUGCGGUAGCAUUUAAACUAACGAAAAGAAACGUGGACCAGCGGGCGCACGUCGAGAGCAAGCACCCCGGCAAGACGUUCGCGGAGUGCUUUCCCGAGUGCGUCGCCCAUGAAAAGGCGCUGGCCGAGGGCGGCGGCGCCGCCUCGAACAAAAAUCCCAACAAAGGAGGCGUCGGCAAGACCGGCGGGAAGAAGAAGAACAAGGAUGAAGAUUUGUCCGCGCUGCUGAGCGAGGGGCUGAGCGUUGGGGGCAAGAAAAAGGGUAAAAAAUGAAUUCACUACAA
This is a messenger RNA of Pelagomonas calceolata, 618 nucleotides long. Lineage: Eukaryota; Pelagophyceae; Pelagomonadales; Pelagomonadaceae. The record is from the annotation of a GenBank genome assembly.